This is a messenger RNA of Didymodactylos carnosus, 1225 nucleotides long. The record is from the annotation of a GenBank genome assembly. NCBI's taxonomy places the organism in Eukaryota, Metazoa, Rotifera, Eurotatoria, Philodinida, Philodinidae.
GAUUACAAGUGGAAUCACAACAGAAUCAAACAAACACUCAAUUCUCCCUUGCGUGUCAUUAGUGCUUUUACAGCCAGUCUCUUUCUAGAAGAUUAGGUGUGUUGUAAAUACGACCUCCUCCUCUUUUAUUUUUUCGUCCGUAUUUUAUAUUCAAAGUAUUGAGGAUAAUUUGAAUGUUAAAUUAAAAUGGAACGAGACUAUAAACGAAAAAUUGAAUGCAAUCGUGAAAUAUUAUAAAAGCGUAGUGGAUAAUAAUGUACAAUUAGCGACAUUAGGCAAGAUGUUUAUUCAGUUGAAAGAUUAUGACAAUGCUGAAAUUUAUUUUAAAUUAUUACUCGACGAAUUUUUAUCAAACCAUAAAGAUAUUCCAACGCUUUUGCGGUAUUUAGCCACAGUAUUUCAUUAAAAAAAAAGAUUAUUUACAAUCACAGCGUUAUUCUGAUCAAGCAUUGAAGAUACAGUUUGUUAGUAGGUCGAGGGAUUUUACCGAGAUUAGAUUGAACAUAUAUCGACUGUGUAAUAUAUAUUAUUUAGCCGAACUUUAUACCCACGCAAUGAAGUAUUGCGAACAAGCAAUGGGUUAUCUCAAUGCAGCUUCAAAUCAUCUCAGAUCGAUAUUUACUACUUGUCAGGUCUACUUUACAAUGAAAUGGGUGAGUCAGCAUUAGCAUUAACAAUGUAUACAAAAGCUUUAGAUAGUGAAUUAAGAGCUGAAUUCUCAUCCGAAUUACCAUCAAUUUACGAUAAUAUUGCAUUAGCACUUUCAUAAAUGGGGCGUUUUCGUGAAUCGCUGGAAUAUUUUGUUAUAAGCUCUUGAUGUCGUAUCCUCGACGAUAAAUGAUCCGUACCUUUCAAUAAUCAACUUUAAUAUGGGUUGUACAUUAACAUUUAACAAUCAAUUACCUUAAUCAGGGUCUUUGAAAAAGCGUUUGAAUCAGCCCAAGAUAAUGAGUAUAUUUCAAAUAUAUGUAAAUCUCUGGGAAUAGUUUCUGCUGUUCAAGGUGUAUUUGAUAAAGCAGUAUUUUACUUUGAAAAAUAUCUCGAUAUUAACUUAGCAACAAAUCCAUUAAAUUAUACUUAUAUAGAAGAGAUUUAUGAACGAAAAAGUACGGUGUACUAUUGGAAAUCAGAGGAUGAAUUAGCAUUAGCUAACAAAGCAACUCAAUUAUUAUCCACGACAUAUCCUAGCAUGAAAAAACUUGAAGAUACUGAAAUUAACACUUGA